Bursaphelenchus xylophilus (pine wood nematode) is the source of this 586-nucleotide messenger RNA. The record is from the annotation of a GenBank genome assembly. Lineage: Eukaryota; Metazoa; Nematoda; Chromadorea; Rhabditida; Aphelenchoididae.
AUGCAUGUCCUCCCUGUUCCACUGCCACGCCCACUGAAAUUUGACGAUAUUAAAGCAAACGAUCUGUUGCGAAAGACCGUUCACAUUUCCAUCAUGAAGGCAGUCUGCUUGGUAUUUAUCGCCUUCGCUUUUGCUACCGUAGUUUCCGCGGAGUAUUUUCUGUACACAACAUGCAAAAACCUUGUGCUUUUGGAGAACCUGGGGAAAAAGGCCGGGUCAUGUGGCGAAAAGAUGGACGAAAGUCAGAAGGAACGUUGUGAUGUAAGUACAGUAUUAGUCUGUCCGGAAAGACGCUGGGGUGAUUUUGCACUGUGAGAAAAGAAAAGGUCGCUUUGCACUGUGUUUUUUUGCAUAGUGCAAACGGUAGAACUCUUUCCGGUGACUUUGCGGACGGUCUAGCAAAAGCGCUAAAUACUGAAAUUUUUAGGGGAUCGAGGAAAUGGCAAAAUCGCCACCUUCGGAGGCUAACCUCUAUUUUGCGUUGCUUUCCGGAGUCCUUCAAUGCAAGUAUCUAAGGUGUGAAUUAACUGAGGAAUAUUGUGAAAGCAACAAGGCCAUGUUUGAUAGGGUGUGGCCACACGAAUAG